Protopterus annectens (West African lungfish) is the source of this 2915-nucleotide messenger RNA. RefSeq names its product microtubule associated protein RP/EB family member 2 (gene MAPRE2). Lineage: Eukaryota; Metazoa; Chordata; Ceratodontiformes; Protopteridae. Gene Ontology annotation, molecular function: microtubule plus-end binding. Gene Ontology annotation, biological process: protein localization to microtubule plus-end; spindle assembly; regulation of microtubule polymerization or depolymerization. The record is from RefSeq and is a predicted model, not a curated record. The transcript has 10 exons. The coding region runs from base 720 to 1562 and encodes 280 amino acids. Gene Ontology annotation, cellular component: cytoplasmic microtubule; spindle midzone; microtubule organizing center.
AACACAAAAUAACUUCAACAGCUUCAUGCUGCUGUUUUUCUUUUGAGCAUAAAACUAAGUAGUAUGCCUGAACUUCGGUGUGCAUUGGUGAGCCUUACAAGCAGUUCACCGUUGUGGAUUGUCUUUUGUGAAUUGCUGCUACCAGCUACCGCAGUUAUUUAGUACAACAGCCUGCUCUGAGCAGACAGCUGUUUACCCUGAGCACCUUAUUCUUCUUGUUUGUAUAAUCUUUGACCUUUUCUGCACUUUGUUGCAAGUACAUCUUCCAGUGGCUCGUCGUUACUUGAAAUGCUUUGUUCCACUAGUCUAGAGAUCCAGUUGGAUAAACCAGAUUCUCAAGAUUUUUGAGGACUGCCGGUGCAGUACUUGCUUCCUUCUCCGUGGGCUGUGCAUGUAAAUAGUCAGCAGGAAAACUCUUCAGAUCUCGGUUUGCUAAAUCUGUUUCUCUCUGUUUACCCAUCAAGGAUAAUAAGGAACACAACAGCUCUGCAUAGCAAAAGCCAUUGUCUAUGAGGCAGAAAUCUGACUGGUCUGCAAAAGUUAAAAAUACUUUGGAGCCAAAACUGACCUGGGAUUCACUUCUGAUCAUUCCUUAAACCCAGACGUACGCAGGUUUUUCUGCACACUGUUGUGCUGUGACCGAUACACUGGUGUUACUGUCUUCCAGACGCAGCUCCACUCAACCAUAUCAACCCUUCUUAUACCAUAAAUACUGGGGAAUGGCGGUCAACGUGUAUUCUACUUCAAUUACCCAGGAGACUAUGAGCAGACAUGACAUCAUUGCAUGGGUUAACGACAUAUUAUGUAUGAACUAUACGAAAGUUGAACAGCUUUGUUCAGGUGCUGCGUACUGCCAGUUCAUGGAUAUGUUAUUCCCAGGCUGUAUCAGUUUGAAAAAAGUGAAAUUUCAAGCAAAACUGGAGCAUGAGUAUAUACACAAUUUUAAACUGCUGCAAGCAUCUUUUAAAAGGAUGGGUGUUGAUAAGCUGAUUCCUGUGGAAAAGCUAGUUAAGGGACGCUUUCAAGAUAACUUGGAUUUUAUUCAGUGGUUUAAGAAGUUUUUUGAUGCUAACUAUGACGGUAAAGAGUAUGACCCAAUCGAGGCUCGACAAGGUCAGGAUGCACUGCCUCCGCCAGACCCAGGCGAACAAAUUUUUAAUUUGCCAAAGAAGACUCAUCAUGCAAACUCCCCUACAGCAGGUGCUGCUAAAUCAAGUCCAGUUGCCAAGACAGCAUCAACACCUUCUCGACCAUCCUCAGCAAAAAAGACACCAGUGACAUCAGCUUCUAAAGGUGAAAAAGAUUUAGAGGGACAGGUCACACACCUCAGUGAACAGGUACAUUCGUUAAAAAUAGCACUUGAAGGAGUUGAAAAAGAGAGGGAUUUCUACUUUGGAAAGCUAAGGGACAUUGAACUUCUUUGUCAAGCUCACAGAGAAGAAAGCAAUGAUCUUGUACAGCGGCUAAUGGAAAUCCUUUAUGCUUCAGAAGAACAGGAAAGCAGUGCAGAUCACCAGGAAGAAGAAGGUCAGGAGCAGCCUGAGCAGCAGGAAGAAUACUGACCAGAUAUGCAUCAUCAUCAUCAUCAUGGUGAUGGUCUGUUCGUCUUGUGAGAACUUUCUUUAGAAAGGUGAACAUGGUGUGUGGCCACCAAACCAGAAUGAGUCACUUGAAGUCCUGCCAUUAAUGUUCUUGUGCUGUAGUGAGUGCCAGCGAGCCAGUGCAUUCAAACACCCAUUACUUUGCCAAGUCGUAACUGCAGCUGUCAUCUUUCAGAGCGUCCAACUGAAAGAUGAGAGAGUUAUGUCAAAACUGCUUCCCCACUUGGCUGUGUGAGAUUUGUUCAGAGUUCCACCCUGUUUUUUUUUCUCUUUUGGUUCGAUCAGCAGUUGUUUUGAUUUACUGAGGGGAAAUAAUACCUAUGGUACUUGACGGAACAACCUUCUGCUCAAGUUAAACAACUCAAAAAUAUAAAAGAACAGAGAUUUCUUAAGCAGAAGACCAUGAAGAUAUACCAUCAUGAAGAAGCUGAUUCUACCAUUGAAAUGAUAUAUUCUUUCUGUUCAUGAAACCUAAUAAAAAUGUUUAAGCCAUUUUUCAAAUAAAAGUAUACCAGAGUCUCUUUUCAGGGACACUGAUGUGCCUCUAUUAUCACUCUAAGAGCAGGGUUUCUUUUUUGUGCUAAGGAAAAGAGGGCUGAACCUCUGUGAGAGGAAUAUUGAUCACCUCAAAUGGCAAUGUUAACAACUUGUACCCAUUUGACCUGCCUAAGUGAGGUAUGAAUGAAGGAUAGCGUUUUUGAAGACAUUUCUAGUCUGACAUACAACAUCUCUAAUUACUUACUUAUAUUUCUCAAAUUCUGGACUUUUGACAAAUGCCGCUACAUUCCAGUAUUGCAAAGAGAAUGGCUCCAAACAAAUCUACUGCAGCAAAGUGGCUUUGUUUUACAUUCAUGUAAUAAAUGACCACUUGUAUGUCAUGUUUUGAAUACAGCCACUAUAAAAAAGCUAUAUCAUGUGGAAGAGCUUGUCAGAACUUUUCAGUAUUCCACCAUCAUGGUUUAAAUAUGCAUCAGUUAAUUAAUUUUGCUAAACAGCACAUCAUAAAGCUUUUGUUAUAUAUUUCAUGUAAACUGAAAGGAAUGUAAACAUACGGUAUGUACUGUUAAUUUUAAAUAGAUCAGUAAUGAUGUCAUAAUUAGAUGCAAGAAAGUCUUAUUCAGAUGUAUCACACUCAUUUUACAUUACCCAUAACUUGUCGCAUGAUAGAGUAGAUUUUUUUGUCUCUGAAUAUGUGAAUAACUUGACUUGCUUUUACCUUUUUACAUAUUUAAUAAAAAAAAGUUAUAUGUUAAAAGCUGUUAGUAUGCUUAUAAAGGUGUAAAAAAACAAAAACAUUAAAAUAAUUUUUUUAGA